Molecule: messenger RNA, 3461 nt
Organism: Apis cerana (Asiatic honeybee)
Lineage: Eukaryota; Metazoa; Arthropoda; Insecta; Hymenoptera; Apidae
Product: putative protein kinase C delta type homolog
Biological process (GO): intracellular signal transduction; phospholipase C-activating G protein-coupled receptor signaling pathway
Cellular component (GO): cytosol
Molecular function (GO): protein serine/threonine kinase activity
Source: RefSeq, a predicted model, not a curated record
UUUUGUGAUUCAAUUUAAAAUGGAAUUAAAGUAGUCGUCAAUCCUAGAAAUUCGAAUAAUAUUUCCUCAAGUGCGGCAUUUGAACAUUGUGAACGGGUCGAUCGAGUCGCAUAGCUGACGUUUGAACAUCGCUAGCGCUACUUUUGGUCGCGACACGUUUCCAAUGAAAUAAUGUAUCAUAUCCGGACGUUCGAUCAACGUGCUGGAUGAAGAGAGAAUCGAAAAGAAGAGGCAUCUUCCACUUUUUGCUCGAGUAUUAGUCAUAAAAUUUGAUGAUAAAUUUCACUUGAUCGAAAACGCAUGGCCUCAUCAGAGAAGAUGAGAAGAGGUUGCAGAAAAGAGCCAGUGUCUUCUAUUUUUCAUCCUUGAAAAAUUUCUGUGAAAAACUCGAAAUUAUUCUUGUCCUCUUCUGAUAUUGUGUAGAUUCUUUAUAGUUAUCCUUUAUUACAAUUACCGUCAAUAUUAUUAAAAAUGUGACACACACACACAUAUACACACACAAAUACUGUUCGAUGUUUCUUUUCCAAAGCAGAGUCAAUAAAUUUUGAUCAAUUGGGAAUCGAUCGAUGCUUCGUGCGCAGCGUACCGAGAUGAAGAUGUUGCUGGCCGAUGAGCGAAAAUUCUUUUGGCAUUACGCGGCGAUAUGUUUUGGAAUUGAAGCCUCACAAGGCGGGAAAUUAAAAAGAUAGCAUCAUCGAUCGGGCACACGGAAUUCAUUAGUGUUUGUCUAUCAUCUGGAAGAACUUGAUCAAAUCGUCAAAUAAGUGAGAGAAGGUAAAGAAAGUGAACAGGAAAAUGAUGUUUACCGCUGGUGCCCAUGCAAAAAAGCGUAACGCUAGUAGUGGUUCUGCCCGGAAGUCUUCUGCGGAUCGUAGGAGUCCGCAAACUCAUGUGACCGCAGAAGGGUACACUUACAGGACUAGAAUUCCAAUACUAAAUCCAACGGAUCUUCCACCAGCAAGCUCUAUAGGGAAAACGUAUGUAUACAAAACCAGGGUUCCUCGAAGGGACAUUGUAGUUGCAUCUUCUCCACAUGAAAUGAAUAAUAUCGGUGGGGGAGCAAUUACAAAAAGAAGAGGUGCAGUGAAACACAACAAAGUGCAUGUGGUUCGAGGUCACAAAUUAGUUGCAAAAUUCUUCAGACAACCAACAUUCUGCGCUUUUUGCAAGGAUUUUCUUUGGGGCUUUGGGAAGCAAGGAUACCAGUGCCAAGCCUGCCAAACAGCGGUGCAUAAGAAGUGCCAUGAUAAAUUGUUAACCAAGUGCCCGGAAAGUGGCAGGCAAUCCGAGAACACGAUAUACUUGAGGGAGCGUUUCAAGGUAGAUGUGCCUCACAGAUUUCGGCUUCACACAUUUAUGUCGCCGACGUUUUGCGAUCAUUGUGGUUCCAUGUUAUACGGCUUUUUUCGACAAGGUGUCAGAUGCGACGGUAUGUAAAAAAAUUCAAUCUUGUAUAUCCAUUUUAUUCUUGAUGCACCUUGAAUUUAAAAUUUUUUUUUAGCAUAACGUUCGUUUAAAUUCGUACUAUAUUAAUUACAAUUUUUCUAAAAUUUUACCUUUUAAUAUUUUUUUUAAUGUUCCAAGUUAAAAUUAUUCGUUUGGUUUGAAAUAGUAUCCGUUCGCCAUUCGUUGGCUAUUUCUAAGAUUCUCUGAACAAGCAACAAUAGGCACCGAGAAAAGAAACAUUUGGCGCGGAACUCAAUGCUUGAAUACAAAACAACGCGAAACCGUGACUCCGUUGACACAUAAAUGCGCGUUUUACACGGUUGACAUGCAUGCGCCGCAAGCUUCAAUAAUUGCAAGUUUUCUGCUAUUUCUCAUAACGUACUCCUAAACCUGUCGUACGUCGUAUUAUGUCUUUAACAGCAUGGCAGUAAUAAAGUGUUUCUAAUCAAGCCUAUACUUUAAUAGAAAAUUCUUUUUAAUUAUCGUUUAUAUCUUAUAUCGCCGUGAAUGUUGCGAAACAAAUAGAAUUUCGUGAAAUUCAUCGUUUUCAAUAUUCUUUUAAAUAAGUUUUAAUAUUGGUUGCGUACCAUGGAUAAUUCAAAUGGAGAGAACCUUGUCAAAGCAUCGCAACAAUAAGUGACGUCUCGCGUCUCUUACAAUCGACAGAUACGAACCGAUCCAAGCUCUGACUCACGUAAAUGUUACAAUUCGACAAAUAUUUGUAGGGAAGCAAUGCUUGAGACGUUGCACGGGUUAUUAGAGUCCAGCUAAUAUAUAUAGUUAGAUGCUAGGAAGCCUCAUAUACUAGACUUCUAUUAUUACACCGGGUCGCUCGCUUAGACUCAGUCGAUGUUGGCUCCCUGAACCGUGAGAACGCCUCGUCGAACACCUGAGAACGCCGGCGAUCCGUGCCGCGCUCAGUCGUCUUCGAGAGCGUCGAACCGCUCGUGUCCACGGAGGACGUACCUCCGUUCGUGCUCCCUCUUCGAAACUUCAGCUCUUCGACAAGUCCGUACACGUGAAUCCAUUGGAUAAUACUUGCCACAAUGCCUUACUACGGUGACGGUUUACCCUAUUACUAUGGGGGGCCUUUCUCCAAUCACAGUUCAUUGAUGACUGGUGCUCCACGGUAAGCCUUUUCUCUAUCCCUCUCUCUCUUUUUUUCACCACUUCCUUUUCUGUUGUUUUUCUUAAGAUAUCGGUAACAGAUCAUUUUUUUUCCUCGCGAAAAUCAUCUUUUCCCUUUCCAAAGAUAUUUUUUGAGUUUCGUGUUGAAACAAAUUUUGCAAAAUUAUAUUUUCUUUUCGAAUAAUGCAAUUUUUUUUUUUUUAAACUAUGUUGCAUCCUCAACAUUUUGUUUACAUUGUUUACAUCUUUUCGACAACAUUUUUGUUUCUCGUAAAUAUCCUUUUUUUCUCGCUUCAUUUUCUAAUUUUUCGAGUAAGUUUGUUCUUUCUUGUACAAACUAUACAUUUUUUGAAAUAUUAGCGUAUUCUGUAUCCUUUAGCAAGGAUGUGCUUUAAUUUCUUUUUAUCCUUUGUUUUCUUGCUCAUCCAACGAAAAUAGCGUUCCAAGAAAGUGGUCCCUUUCCUCGCUUUCUUUCCUCGCUUUUCCUUCGCGGACCAUUAUUCUUGAUCACAGACUGACGUUCAUCGUCGCGGAGGCUUCUCUGGUGGAUAGUUACGUGAUUACGACGAGAAACAAAGAACUAUACCAACCGAAAUAACAGACGUAUUUCCCAGUUUCUCUUCAAAUUUAACGAAAGAGAGAGGAAAAUAACCAGGGAAUCCGAAGAAAUCUGUUGUGAUGAUGCAUACUAUCUUCCGUAAUUAGAAUGGCUCUGGUAAAAUCUUGUUCCGAAUUUUGGCAAGCGAGCUUUAUGACUUGCGCGAUUCAUCAAAUCUAAAACUCGUUAGUAAUAUGUUAACUGGUAAUUAAUUGAUCGGUCCGCAAGUUGGAAUAAAUCAAAAGAAUUAGAAGAACGGAAUAAUCGAGAAUAUAGAUUUUUAAAAAUA